Molecule: messenger RNA, 2650 nt
Organism: Gasterosteus aculeatus aculeatus (three-spined stickleback)
Lineage: Eukaryota; Metazoa; Chordata; Actinopteri; Perciformes; Gasterosteidae
Gene: sap30l
Product: sap30-like
Biological process (GO): regulation of DNA-templated transcription
Cellular component (GO): histone deacetylase complex
Molecular function (GO): protein binding; transcription coregulator activity
Source: RefSeq, a predicted model, not a curated record
CACGGAGACGGAGCCUGUCCAUUGUACGAGCCGUUCUGAAAGAGUGCCGCGAUUGUUGAGUCGCAGUCUGAUAAAUCUGUGGUUUCUACCGAAGUUUUUUUUCCCGUUUGACGUAACCGGUUGCCGUGUUCGAGUUCGUGACUGCAUGCGAUCGUUGUGGUAUGUGAAUUUUAGCGGGUCGUUUACAAGGGGGGGGGACACCGGUGACGGUCUCACCAUAGGAAUUUGUCGGGUAACAGCCACCUUGCGGUCUUGCUAGCACUCGGGCUAGCCGAGGCUAAACACCGUUGUGCGAAUCCGACGGGGGAUCCGGGGAUCUUCGGGGGUAGCAUGUAUCUAACCAGAGGGCAUCACCUUUAAAAAUUAACUCACCGGUGCCCAAAUUAGCACGGGGACUAUUAGCUCGUGAACUAGCCACUUAGCACAGUCAGCUAGCUAACGCUACCGGAUUGUCUUUCACAAAAGGGCAACCCGUCAACAACAGAUUUGUUAGCCAUACUAAAGCUGUUUUAUUUAGUUUUUUUUUUAGUCCUUUUUCAUCUAUUUUUCUCCCGCACGAAGAUAACGGCAAUAGAACAGAAUGAAUGGAUUUAGCACCGAAGAAGACAGCCACGAUGGACCGCAGCCUCUGCCGUUUUACGGCCAGAGCUGCUGCCUGAUCGAGGACGGGGAGCGUUGCGGCCGGUCAGCUGGAAACGCCUCCUUCAGCAAGAGGAUCCAGAAGAGCAUCUCACAGAAGAAGCUCAAGCUCGACAUCGACAAAAGCGUGAGACACCUCUAUAUCUGCGACUUCCACAAGAACUUCAUCCAGAGCGUCCGCAACAAGAGGAAGCGGAAGACCAGCGACGACGGAGGAGAUUCCCCGGAUCAUGACGUGGAGGUGCCCGAGGUUGACCUCUUCCAGCUGCAGGUGAACACGUUGAGACGCUACAAGCGACACUACAAGCUGCAGACCAGACCCGGACUCAACAAGGCCCAGCUGGCAGAGACUGUGAGUCGUCACUUCAGAAACAUCCCGGUGAACGAGAAGGAGACGCUGACCUACUUUAUUUACAUGGUGAAGAGCAGCAAGAGCCGCUUGGACCAGAAAGGCGACGGCGGCAAACCGCUGGACUGAACUCCUCAGCAGCCGCAACCAAACCCCCCCCCCAUGAAAAGCCUGUGGAGGACCAGGACUCACUCCGUGAUGUAAACUGUCGAUAUGUACAAAGAGAACAGCGUCGGAUAACUUUCGUAAGUUGGUUGAAUGCGAUGUACGAUAAAGCUGCCUUAAAAGCGAAAAGAAACUUGGUAAUUUGGAGUAAUUAUUCUUUGCAUUUUUUUUUUUCUUCUGUCAAAGGAAUGCUUGUGCCAAACAAGUGUGGAGUUGAAUGAUGAGAGUGGGAUUGUCUUUUGUCGUUGGUCAUUCUGAAUGUUUGAGUUGUUGGAAAGGGGCGUGGCCUUUUCGCCAAAGUUGCGUUCUGAAUAUCGGAGCUCCAAGUCGCUUCCAAUGCCACCCAACUCUCGUAAAAACCUCCAUUUUCACUAAUCGAAUAAAGGCAGACCUCGGCCCUGAUAUUUAACCCUUUUCCACUGGACGCGGUGCGUUGGAGGACCCAUGGGGGGGGACCCAUGGGUCCUCCAACGGGGGGGGAAAACAUUGCAUUUUGCUUUGAGUCCCCUCUUCUGUAUGUUUGAACACACUUUCAUUUCAUUUAUUCUCCCCCCACCUUCACUUUAUAGUUUGGAAAUUGAUUUUAAAUUCAUUUUCUGAAGGGGAGCUUCUGUGUCUGAUCAGGCUGUGAGAUUAUUAGCAUCAUUUUAACAUUUACGAGCUGUGUUUAUAAUGGACAACGUCUUGAUUUAAUUCUUUUCACACCUGGAUUGUGUUUUUUCUGUUUGUAGCUUUUGAAUCAUUUAAAUUUAGACAAUUAUGAAUAUCUGCCUGCAGAAAUCUCAAUGUCAUCACCAAGAAGAUGGCGGAGUUGUUAAAAACAAGUGUUUACCUGCUGUUGAGAUAAUCGGCUCCCUCCUUCUGACACACCUGCAUGUUGACCUUGAAGCGCUCUGACUGCACUUUGGCGAUUGUCUUAAAGAAUGUGUCCAAGCAACCGAUGGAAUUAGUGAGUGAAAUGAAUGAGAACUGAAUGGGGGAGGAAAUGGGUCUUAUGUUUCCACGAUUUAAGCCCUGAUGGGGAAAGUAGCACUUUGGCCUUUUGGAUAGAGUAAAGCAUUGAUGAUGAUGAUGAUGAUACCAACGCCGCUGAAAUCCUACAUGUUUAUUUCACCUCUUUAAGCACUGCUGGAACAUCCAGGCAAUGAACAACUUACGGCUCUUCAACGCGUAUUGAAUUGUUAGUUUUUGUUUUCCUUCAUUGUGGUGACUACCCAGUCUAUCCUCUUGUCACGUCUUAUUUAAGUUUGCCCACCAUUCGAUGCUCUCUACUUUCAGCAGGGAACUCUCCUUUUUUAGUUUUGUUUUUUUUAAGUGUAUGAUGUAUUUUCAGUUUUGCUUGUAGGUUUUAUUUUUAGCGUCCUGUAGAUAACACCCAUCUUUAACAUAUAGGCCACACCACCUUAACGUAAUUGUAUUAGAAGAAGAAAAACUAUUUAAAUAUGGCUGCUUAUUGCUCCUGAUGAUGUUCAUAAUAAAUGUAUUGUACAGAAAGAA